AUGGUUUCCAUCACAGCUGAAAAUGUUACGCAGCUGUACAACAUGACUACCCAGGAGCUCGCAGUCAGUCCACAAUAUUCCCACAAUAAUUCAGGAGUGCAUCAGAUAGAUCAGUAUGAAUGUGUUAGUGCAGAUGUGUGGAAAUGGCUACAGGAUUUUCAGCCUGGAUUUCUCUGGUUUAUAUUUAUUCUGGGAUCAAUAGAAAAUUCCUUUGUGCUCACCGUCCUGUGUUUCCACAAGAGUAGCUGCACAGUGGCUGAAAUUUACCUAGCAAACAUGGCAUUUGCUGACCUAAUGCUGGUCUGUACUUUACCUUUUUGGGCCAUUAAUAUUUCUAAUAAUUUUCAUUGGCCUUUUGGCCAGUUUCUCUGUAAAGCCAUCAACAUUAUGAGUUACAUGAACUUAUAUUCUAGCAUUUAUUUCCUGACACUAGUGAGCAUUGACCGCUACCUGGCCCUGGUGAAAACCAUGUCCCUUGGGCGGAUGAGACGAACCGUCUGUGCCAAAUGGAAUUGUUUUGUAAUUUGGACAUGUGCACUGCUCAUGUGUUCACCUACAAUGGCAUUUCGAAAUUUGCAUUAUUUUAAAGAGUACAACAUCACAGCCUGUGUUCUUCUCUACCCAGCUAGCUUCUGGGAGCCCACAAACAACAGCUUGCUGAAUAUUGUGGGGUUUGUGAUCCCAUUCUGUGUAAUUACCUAUUGCACUGUGAAAAUCAUCAAAGCCCUACGAAGCAGUGAGCUACGAAAAAUGAAGGUAGUCCAGACAGAGAGGAGAGCCACCAUGCUGGUCUUUGCUGUGCUCCUGCUGUUCAUCAUUUGCUGGCUUCCAUUCCAGAUCAGCACAUUCAUUGACACAAUCCGUUACUUCUCACCCACCCUCAAGUGCCUGGAGGACAUCAAUGACAUACUGACCCAGAUAGCCACAUACUGCUCCUAUAGCAACAGCUGCCUGAACCCAGUCUUGUAUGUGAUUGUUGGGAAAAACUUCCAGAAGAAGGCUGCGGAAUUCUACAAGGACUUGUUCACAAAGAGGUGCAGAAAAUCACAGUCUGUGCAGAUGGAAAACUCCCUGGACACUUUAAGAACUUCCAUCUCAAGCGAAUACCCAAGGAAAAAGUCCGUUUUGUCAUUACCCCAAUAGCAUAAUUUUAGGAAAUCCUUAAAGGAAGAAAGCCUUCUAACAUGUCCAUUUCCACUCAUAUCCAUCUGCUAUG
Messenger RNA from Zonotrichia leucophrys gambelii, 1216 nucleotides. It is a transcript of the gene BDKRB2, whose product is annotated as bradykinin receptor B2. Gene Ontology annotation, cellular component: external side of plasma membrane; membrane. Gene Ontology annotation, biological process: calcium-mediated signaling; positive regulation of cytosolic calcium ion concentration; immune response. Lineage: Eukaryota; Metazoa; Chordata; Aves; Passeriformes; Passerellidae. Bases 1 to 1143 code for a protein of 380 amino acids. Gene Ontology annotation, molecular function: C-C chemokine receptor activity; C-C chemokine binding; bradykinin receptor activity. The transcript has a single exon. The record is from RefSeq and is a predicted model, not a curated record.